UUUCAGUUUCGGGGGUGAAGUAUGGAAGAGAGGGGUGUGCGAUUUUGCUCGGGCGGAUAACUGAAGAAAUUGUAUUUUCCAUCUGUUCUAUUUAAUUUUUUAGUUUUCCAUGACUUUGCCGAUAACAAAAUAACAUCGUUCCACCACAUGAAUUUAAUUUUGUACCGCGAAGUGUUCUCCCAAUCAUUAAAUUUAUUUUAAUCGCCACUGCGGUUGUUUGUACUGCUGUUUUUAUUAUUGAUAUUUUUAUUUUACCUCUUCAAUGUGCUUAUAGUCAACAUUUUCUAAUAAAAACGUAAAGUGUACUAAUAAGAAGGUUUUAAUAUAGAAAACCGUAAAAUCUAAUUGGAUUAUAAGCUGAAAAAAAAUAAUUAAAAAAUAAAAAUUCAAACAUGUCUGACGGUCACGGCGAGCCGAAUCAGUUGAAUUCUAGUCGGAAAGAUAGUGUGGUUACUGCUAAUGUGCCGAGUGAUAGCCCUGUCACGGACCCUGGGCAGGUCCGCGGCGGGAAUACGGAGGCCGGAGCUGCAGGGAAGUUCGACGGACAGCGCGGGAAAUCUGGCGCUUUGAAAAAAUCUGCGAGAUACCGAAGCAGGUCAUUAUCGGCCUCCUCCGCCGAUUCUUACAGUUCUACAUCUUACACUGUUGUACCAAGCGCGACAGCGGUCCUUAAGGCCCAGAGUUCUGGAGACACAGGGUCAUCAUCAGACGAGGACGAAGGAGUACAACCCCACGAGAAGGCCAUAGCGGCCGGUCAGCCCAACCCAGCGUACUGCGUCAGGAACAUAGAACAACAUGCCUUCGGAAGACGAGAGAUCGAAAUCGCUGAACAAGAGAUGCCGGGGAUCAUGGCUCUUAGGGCGAGAGCGAAGGAUGAUAAGCCUCUUAAGGAUGCUAAGAUCGUAGGCUGCACACACAUCAACGCCCAGACGGCAGUUCUCAUAGAAACGCUAGCGGCGUUAGGCGCGAGUGUGCGCUGGGCUGCCUGCAAUAUUUACAGUACACAGAAUGAAGUGGCUGCAGCUUUGGCACAUGCUGGAUAUGCAAUCUUCGCGUGGCGCGGAGAAAGUGAAGAAGCCUUCUGGUGGUGUAUCGACCAGUGCUGCACCCCCACGGCGACCUGGACUCCCAACAUGAUCCUGGAUGAUGGAGGGGACGCCACGCACCUCAUGCUCAAGAAACACGCCGCUGCCUUCAAACAUAUUAAAGGUAUAGUGGAGGAGAGCGUGACGGGUGUGCACCGACUGUACCAGCUGAGUAAAGCAGGCAAGCUGUGUGUGCCCGCCAUGAAUGUCAACGACUCUGUCACGAAGACCAAGUUCGAUAACUUGUACUCUUGCAGGGAAAGUAUUAUAGAUGCUCUCAAACGCAGCACGGAUCUGAUGUUUGGAGGCAAACAGUCAGUUGUCUGCGGUUAUGGGGAAGUUGGGAAGGGAUGCUGUCAAGCUCUCAAGGCCUUAGGAUGUGUUGUGUACGUAACAGAAAUAGAUCCCAUUUGUGCGCUACAAGCGGCCAUGGAUGGCUUCCGAGUUGUUAAGUUAAAUGAGGUAAUACGUCAAGUAGACAUCGUAAUAACAGCGACAGGGAACAAGGGCGUGGUCACACGCGAACACAUGGAGCGGAUGAAGAACGGCUGCGUGGUCUGCAACAUGGGACACAGCAAUACGGAGAUAGAUGUCCACGCACUACGUACCCCGGAUCUGUUGUGGGAGAGAGUUCGUAGUCAGGUGGACCACAUAAUCUGGGCGAGCGGCAAACGCAUAGUCCUACUAGCAGAAGGUCGUCUAGCUAACCUAUGCUGCUCCUCAUUGCCAUCGUUCGUGGUGUCGGUGACGGCCGCCACGCAGGCGCUCGCGCUCAUCGAGCUGUACAACGCGCCCGCGCAUCGGUACAAGCAGGCUGACGUAUACCUAUUACCCAAGAAGAUGGACGAGUACGUAGCCAGUCUACACCUUCCGACGUUCGAUGCCCAUCUCACGGAGCUAACGGACGAACAGGCCAAGUACCUAGGCUUGAACAAAGUAGGCCCUUUCAAACCUAACUACUAUAGGUACUAGCAUAGAAUCGUUUAUCGCAACAAUAAUGAUCGCCGGUGAGUCGCAGUUGCCACGCAGUUGCUGCGCAGUUGCGACGCAAUCGUGCCGCAGUUGCCACGCAGUUGCGACGCAGUUCUCUACCCAGCUGUGAUGCUGUUUAAAGUUGUACCUAAGUUCCAUCGUAGUUGCGACGCAGUUGCCAUACAGUUUAGAUAUAAAGGUGUAAUUCCGACACAUUCUUUUGUCGUUUACGGUCGAUGACCCAAAGGUCGACUUCCAUUAAUUGUACUUAUUUUACUAUUAAUAUAAUCUCGAAUAUGCGACAAACACUUUUGUCGGAAUUACACCUUAAUCUCACACACAAAAUUGCCACGCAGUUGCGCCGCAGUUGUGACGCAAUUGCCACGCAGUUGCGACGCAGGUAUCGGCGUUCCUUAGUGUUAGUACAUAUGUUUGCUUUGUGUAAAAUAUAUUUAGUUUGAAUGGUUGGGGCGGUUUUGUAAUUUGUACCAUUGUAAAUGCAGUGCUUUUUGAAAAAACACAGUAGUUUCGUUGCGAUAUUUUUAUAAAAUACUAGAACAGUUAAUGGACGCCUUUAAUUUUCCGACGGGUUAUAAUAUAAUCGUCGGUCGCAUGCGAUACAAGCGGGGAUCGGAAUGUCACCUUUAGGAAUUUGGUUUCAUAAAAUCCUUUUCAUAGUAGCUUAUUUGCAAAUCCCAGAUACUACAGGACAGAUUAAAAAAAAACAUCUAUGUUAUUUUUAUUUUAUUAAAUUGGCUUUCCAUUUUUCGAGAAAGACCCAUGAAAGGCGAGAGAAGCUGGGGGAAGCUUAGUGAAUGAAAAAGUACAAAUAAUAAAUUAAAUGAUGUUCAAGUAGUGGUUGUUUUCCCUAAAGCCGGGUCCAGACAUGUAUCAUUUGCCCGAUCCGUAUCGUUGACGCGUAUCAUGAUCGCAUCUGUGGACGGGUAACGAUACGCGUAUCAUGAUACGCCGUUAUGAUAAGCUGGGUACUCACUUAGCAGUGUAGCACGUAACGUAUCAGAUACGGUAUCAAGUGAGUACGUAGGCACGAGCCCGCUGCGAGCCGCUCGCGCGUGGAGCGCUGUAAGCUCGCAGUGACCCGCCGAGUGGCGGUUUCGCUGCGAACACAAAGGCGGUCCACGGUCCUCACGAGCACACUGCGAGCCGCAGUGUGCUCGUGAGGACCGUGGACGAGCCGUACCCACUUGCAGGUUGAUACCGUAUUUGAUACGAGCUUUAUGAUACGACCCGUCCAAUGUCGUGUCGGUUUUUGUCCCUCAUACGGAGCAAAUUCGGAGGCGUCCAUAACUUGAUACGGUGCUCUGAUCGAGCAAAUGACACAUGUCUGGACCCGCCUUUAUACGUGGUUAACUUAGUAUUUUCUAAAUCGGUUUUCAAAAAACUUAAAAUAAAAAAUAUCGCAACAAAACCGCUGUGUAACUGAAAACUCAAAUUUUAAAAUCGAAUAGUAUUUUUAACAAACAAUAUAUCAGUAAAAGGCUUGUCCCGCUUUGAUAAGGUUCAAUUGGAAAUAUAGCGAUGAAUGAAUGAGUUAGACGUAGUAAUUCUGUUAAUAGUCACUGAAAAAUAAAGUUUGCUACAAAAUUAUCAAUAAGAAAAUAUUUGAUUGAACGUAUUGAACCACAGAGUUUGAAAUUAAUAGAAGGGACAUAUGAAAUAGAUAUUAUUGUAAAUUGAAUACACUGAAAUUAUGCCUGUCAAAUAUUAUUGAAUCAGCUUUCUAUUGUAAUAUAAGGACAAUAUCUAUUCACUUCAACUCUGUGGUUUUAAAACAAUAUCACCGGCAACAAAAAUGUUGCCCAUAUGUUGCCCGUAAAUCGCUCAACAGGAUUGUACUUGUGUUACAAGAAGCUCAACAUGGAGCAAUGUUGCGAGCUACAGUUGCCUUACAAAAUGUAUCUUUGUUCGAAAUACAAGUCAUUUUCAUUCUUGGAGAAAAUUAAAAAAUUUAGAAUUACAAACCUAAAAAGAAUAGAAAGAAAUAUCGCCAUAUCAAAAUCAGCAAAAGUAGCCCUCUAGAGGGAUUUUUAUGAAAACAAAAUUUAGCCAUUUAUAACUACCUUCUGAGCAAUUCAAUGAAGUUAAAGUUUGUUAAUUGUGUAUCAUAAUUGUUUACAAAAAAAAAUAUAUACCUAUUUGGGAACAUACUGAGGCGCAUAUAAAAAUAUCAUUUUUCGGAAGAGUAUAUAGGAAGAGCGAUCGAUAUGUCAUCUUACCAAAAACUUGGUAUUUAUUUAUUUAAUCCAAGCUCUUACGACUGACACGAUAUUUCAAAGAAUCUAAUAAAAAUACAGCAGGAAAACUAGGAACUAAAAUGCCUUCCAUUUCGUCAAUACCUUUGUUAAAAUCAAGAAACGUUGACGUUUCUGAGACAUUCUCUAGAAAAUGCCAUACUCCUUUCUAUAUGAUUUUUACCCGUCUGCGACUGCUAAUAAGAGUUGCCUUUUUUGCUGACGUCUUAUUAAAUGUCUAUUUGAUUAAUUUCAAAACAAUCUCGUAUGAUAACAUCAGGAUUGGCCUAAAAUUGUAUAAAAAAAUGUGUUUGAAAACUUACUUAUUCCGUUUUGUGAAAUGGCGGUGCAAAACUGUACAAUAUGAUUAAUAUAAGAAUAUCCUAAUAAAUAUACAUAAGUGAUUUCAACUUAGGUUAAAAAUCGCGCAACUGUGGCGCCAUUGUUUUACUACAGUGGCGCAACUAUUGAGCUAAAACAAGGUAUGCAAUUGCACCUUUAGAUGGGCUGCUAAAGUAGCCAAACUAUCGCUCAACAGUUGAUCAACUAUCGCGUAACUGUUGCUCAACUAUCGCGGUACAAAUGACCUAUAUUGAAAUCACUAUAUAUUUUAAUUAUGUGCCUAGAAGCAUUGUAUAUGCUCUGCAUUGAAUAUGUAAAGUAUAUAUAUUCCUAUACAGAAAAAUUUUCAAAAAAAAACUGAGUCCCGCCAAAACGUUGCUUUCAAAUCCAAUUGCGUAUGUUAAUAAAUAUUGGCUUAAAAUUAGUAUUAUUUAAUGUCUAUAAUUAUAGCACUGUUUUAAAUGAUAUUGUUAUGUAAAAAUAUUACUUAUAUAGCAAAAAGUGUGGUUUGUGUGUUGAUUAGGUUAAAAAACAAUCAGUAUUGGUUCUAUAAAUUUUUAGGAGUUGCGAAGUAGUUUUACUUAUUUAAAAAAUACGUUUAUUUAUUGAAUUAAAUACAAACAAAAAUUAUUUGUAGGGCCUUUUUGAGUGGUAAAAUAAUUAUGGACCGACAAUAAACCUAGUUUGGGAGCCAGGAGACCUACUAUUCUUGUCACCAACUUUUCGGAAAUAAAUAAAUUUUAUUUAAAUUUUUAUUAUUAAUAAUUGCCGACGUGAGCAACUAUAUGUAUUUAGACGGCAACAUAGCUCGAUAUUUUUAAUUAAUUUAUUUGAGAGCCAAUAAAUACUAUUCGGAAAUAAGUAUCGAAACUACUUCACAGCUUCUUAUGAUAUUAGUCUGAAAUAUGUCUUAUAAUAUUUGUAUAUUUUGAUGAUAAAAUUAUACCGUCUUACCACAAAAACUUUUAAACGUCAGUUUAAGACUUGUCUAAAAAAAAUUCAGAUUAUGACAUUGACAUAUGGUUCAUUUUGCAGCCACAAUUUUUUUAGACAAGUGUAAAACAGUUGUUUAAGUUUUUGUAGUAAGGCCAAUAUUGUUUAGGUAAAUAUUGUGUUCAAUUAAACAUUGCUAAACACAAAUUGGCAGAAAAAAUAUUACUCGAAUUGUGUACUAAAACUAUAUUAUUUAUUAUAAUACCAAAUGACUAACAUAUGUAUAUGGAAAUGUACUUAAUUUAUUCGCCUUUUUAAUGUUUAAUGUACACCUAGAAAUUGGAAUUAUUAAAUAAAACCAGAUAUUAUUUAACCAAUAAAAUCAAUUUACUUAAAUAUAUUAAUACUUAUAAUUUAUUCAAAAUAAUAUAAUUAUUGUUUUCAACACAACUUUUGUUUAUAUUUUUCGACGAUAUUAUGUUACCAUUUGUUUUAAAUUUUAAGUAAUAUUUUAUCAAUAAUUGUCAAUUGGAAAUUUUAUUUUCAUAUUUUUUAAAAAGUUGUUGUUUUAGUACAAACAAAUUAUGUUAUAUUUAUUUUUAUUACAAUGGGAAAUGCAAUAAUAAUGAUCUCAGGAGCAAAAAUAGUAUUUUUACUACAUAUUAUCUUUUUAGUUUUUAAAUACAGUAUCAAGGUAAAAAAUGCAAUUUUAUAUCAUAAUAUUGUAACUCAUCAAAUCAUACAUAAAAAAUAUAUAAUUUGCAGCGCAACUGUGGCGCGACAAUCGCUUUAAAAAAAGCAUUGAUUGAUAUUAUUCUUAAUCAGAUUCUUACAAAUGUGAUAAUAACUAGUUGCAUCCGUUUUACCAAAAAACCCGGGUUUUUGCACCCCAGUGGGCCUGGUUGCACCCCUGUUGACUAGGUUGCAUACCUACCACUGAACCAGUUACACCUGAUAUCGGUUGCACCCCAAUGGGCCUGGUUGCACCCCAUGCACCCCGCUUAAAAGGCCCCGUAGCGGCCCACCGCCAUUGUAAUUACUGUAGAGUAAAUAAGGGUAUUGUUGCUAUGUUUCUAAUAAAUAUACGUUUAGAAAAAUGUA
Molecule: messenger RNA, 6685 nt
Organism: Helicoverpa armigera (cotton bollworm)
Lineage: Eukaryota; Metazoa; Arthropoda; Insecta; Lepidoptera; Noctuidae
Product: adenosylhomocysteinase-like 1
Exons: 11
Coding region: 393-2057 (554 amino acids)
Biological process (GO): L-methionine cycle
Cellular component (GO): cytosol
Source: RefSeq, a predicted model, not a curated record